AGUAUUGAAAGGAAAGUCCCAAAAUGAGGUAUAAAUACGUUUCUACUCAAAACUAAUAUUCACUGGAGCCAGACAUAUCUUACCAUACAGACCACAGAUAACACCACCAAACCACUACAUCUUGGAAUUUAGUAGGAUGAACGUUUACACCUUUUCCCUGCACUGUUAUCUGGUCGGAGCAGUCCUUGCCGCCCCACUAACGGAGUUCUCACUUAAAGACGGAGCACUUAUGGAACGCCCCGAUUUUCUCCGUGCUGUUGAACACAGUCAGAGUUUGGUCAACAAGAUCCUGAAAGACAUACCCGACACGCACAAGUCCUGCGUCAGUUCUAAGAGUCUGACUCUUCACCCGACUCUUCAACCAAUCAGUGAGCCCAGUAACCUGCAGUUUAUGGAGGAUUCCCUGAAGAUCCCCCGAGCCCCUGUACUGAAGGGCCUGUCUGAUGAGUUCACGCUGGAAAUGUGUCUGAAGCGCAUUUCAGAAGGGCUACAGAUGUACCAGGAUGUGCUAAGUACCCUCCACAAUCGAGUGUCCAACCCAGAGAAGAUGAAAGGGAUGCACGCUGACGUCAGAGACUUGCUGGCCCAGAUCACAAAGAUGCAGGAACUGUGCCGGUUCGAGACCGGGGCGAAGUACGGGGGCUCCGGCCUGGCCUCCCGCCUCAGCGGGGACUUCGAGGUGCAGGUGGCCGCCCACCUCUCCCUCCUGCAGCUGCAGGACUUCGGCCGGGACGUCUUCCGCAGCCUGCGCAACAUGACCCGAAGAGCCAGACCUGGACGAGUAGGCCCCGGGCUGCCUGUGCGGUCGCAGAAGCGUAAUAAAUAGGCAUUUAGCAGACACUAUUUUCAAGAGUCCCCAGGUUUAAGUACCCUUACUCAAGGGUAUUGAUCGCCAGCGUCCCAUCUGAGAAUCAAAUCCGCAAGUGUCUGGCUUACAAAUGCAGUUCUCUAUCCAUUGCACUAUACUUCUGGCAAGUGGGGUGGAACACCAGCUGCCACAAUUAUGCAGCAGUGCAUUAUGUAAUAUACUGAAACUUCUUGUGCUUAGAGUGACCUGUUCUUUAUACUUGAAAAAAAUGGCUUAGGCUGUUUUGCUGAAUCACCUGUGGUUGCUAUGCUGGCAAUCAGCUGAUACUGAAGCCAGUGAAAAUUCCAAUGUGCUCAUAGCCAUUAACCAUUAGCUUUCCUGUGGGGACUUUCACAAAGCACCUCAUUUGCAUUGGCUCGUGGCUUAUGACUACUUUUGAUGCUGUAACGUGAGAUAACAUUUUUUACUUCUGUUAUUUAUACUUUGACUGUGUGUAUGUAUGUAUGUAUGUGUUUAUUUAUUACGUAUUUAUGAAUUUAUUUAUUUAAAUAUGCUGCCAGUUGUUAUUUAUGCCUAUGUAUGCAAUUGUAUUUUAAUGAUUUUUCAGACUUAUUUAUAUAUUUAUAAUUUCUGUGUCUCAGGAAGACACAAAUAGCUAUAAAAAACAUAGCUAUUUGUGGAAUAAACUAUGCAGUAUAUGGGUUAUGUUCUGUCAAAACUUUGGUGAAAUGAAAAGCGCUGUGACUUCACACACCUUUAGACCUUCAACUCGGGUGUGCGUUUCCUUUCCUGUACUUUUUUCUUCUGAUGAAAUGACAUGAAAAAAAGGAUUUGUAAAAAUACCUGUGUGCAAUGUCCUGGGUUUACCUGUAUGUUGUUCAGGUACUGCUGUGAUGUUCGUAUGGGUCAAUGUAAUGCCCAGUGGGUAAUGUUCAAGGCUGUCGGUAGUAUCUACUCUCCUUGCUUGUCUUUGGUUAUUGGGCCCCAUGGGCUGAGAGAUACCAGGUUAUUUUUAGAUUACACAUCUCAAUGAAACGUGUAAUUGAAAUUAAUUUAUUAAACAAAACCACAUCCCGUGCAAAACGCUGAAAUUAAGAUGCAUAUUUAUUUGGAUUAUAUUUAUAUAAAUAACUGCUUUUUAUGUUUUUCAUUUUUAUAUUUGAAUUGACACUUGGAUUGUUUGCACAAAUGAAAUCAUUGUUAAGAUUGUCACAUUUUAUAAAUAAAACAGUUCAUUGUA
Messenger RNA from Anguilla rostrata (American eel), 2048 nucleotides. RefSeq names its product colony stimulating factor 3 (granulocyte) a (gene csf3a). The record is from RefSeq and is a predicted model, not a curated record. Lineage: Eukaryota; Metazoa; Chordata; Actinopteri; Anguilliformes; Anguillidae. Gene Ontology annotation, molecular function: cytokine activity. Gene Ontology annotation, cellular component: extracellular region. Gene Ontology annotation, biological process: positive regulation of myeloid cell differentiation; immune response.